CUAGGAUUGAGAAGUUGUAUAUAUAUACUUGUACUCUUCACAUAUUUAUUCAAUGAAAAUACAAUUCUUCAUGGUAUCGGAGUCUCACUAAAAACCCUAAAACUUUCUCCCCCAAGUUUCGGCCUCCUCCUCCCUUCGCCGAACAGCAGCGUCGCCCCCCCUCCUCCUUCUCCUUCUCGGCCGGAAGCUCUUCCACUCCUCUACAAUGACCGACAGCGAGGUCACGUCUCAAUCCUCCACCCAAAAACCUCCACAUCUGGAUUUCUCCGUCUCCAACGUCAAACUCCAUGUUCCAAUUCAACUCAGCUUUUCUCAACCAAACUAUAAAAAUUGGAGUCGCUUGUUCCUUCUCUUCGCACGGCGGUUCAAUCUUCAGGGUUAUCUCAACGGCUCUAUUGCUCCCAUCUCCGACGACGACGACGAAUGGUUCCAACUUGAUGCCAUUCUCCAGGGAUGGAUUCUCUCCACCAUCACGCCUGAGGUUUCAGAUCACGUUCUCUCCUCUGUCGCUACUGCUUCUACUCUCUCGACGGUGAUUCAUGAUUUGUUUCAUUUCAAUAAACAUGCUCGAGCCAUGCAACUUGAGCAUCAAUUUCGCACCACCGUAAAAGGAUCUACCCCCAUGGCCACAUAUUGUCAAGAGCUCAGGAACAUUGCAGAUUGGCUAGAUGACGUUGAUGCCCCCGUGUCUGAGCACCAACUAAUACUCCAGAUGUUGCGCGGCCUCCCUGACGAUCUACAAGCCCAAACUUCGUUUCUCCAGUUUCAGGAUCCCAUGCCGAGUUUUCUCCAGGUGCGGUCGGCCCUCCUCCUUCUUGAUCGGAAGCGGACUCCUUUGGGCGGAACCAGCAGCACGGCGCUGCUGGCGGGUCGGGACGCUGGUAGCUUCAGCAGCAGCCAGCACGGCGGGGGUGGCAGCCGCGGCCCUCCUCACUGCGGCAGUGGGGAUCGUUUCAUUGGCAGCAACUUCGAAGAUGGCUCCUCCUCCAGACAGCGUGGGAGCUUUGCACGCGGACAAGGGUGGCAACGGCAACUGGGGUCGAGGGCGCUCAAACGGAGGUUCGAGACAACGGCCACCAACGGAUGUCCAAAGUUCCUGGAACUCACCCUACCCAAACCCUAGCCCUGGGGUGUUGGGCCCCCGG
Molecule: messenger RNA, 1145 nt
Organism: Cuscuta campestris
Lineage: Eukaryota; Viridiplantae; Streptophyta; Magnoliopsida; Solanales; Convolvulaceae
Source: the annotation of a GenBank genome assembly